Molecule: messenger RNA, 986 nt
Organism: Trichoderma harzianum CBS 226.95
Lineage: Eukaryota; Fungi; Ascomycota; Sordariomycetes; Hypocreales; Hypocreaceae
Exons: 1
Coding region: 30-902 (290 amino acids)
Source: RefSeq, a predicted model, not a curated record
AACGAAACUCGUUAUACGUGGGUUUCAUCAUGGGUCUACCCAGCCUCUUGCUUUUCUGGCCUUUGGCCCUCCUAUGUCUGUCUGGCGUUCUCGCCAACCAAGACUCUUCAAAGUACGAAUUGAUUUUGUACUGGCGCCUCAGGCAGUUCAUGAUUGACGCUGUCGGAGAAAAAGAAAAUGUUGUCGUACCGCUAUGCGAGAGCCCAUGCGACUUCAAAGAUUUCAUGAAAGCAGUCACUGUCAAGAGGAAAGGGCCCAAGCUGAAGGAACCGGACGGCAUAACCAACCGUAAAGACGCCAAAGGGAGAACACUCUAUCAGUGGUACCCAGACUACGAUAAAGACUUCAGCGUUUUCACCGACGAUCUGUUUAGCGAUCCCGAGGAGGCUACCAAGAAGCUUGACGAUGUUCAAUUCACCGGGCAGUUCAAGAAAAGAACACAGUUCGAGGGCGCAGACAGCUUCGAUGAUAUCGUAUCAAGUAUCACAGACGUCAUUAAAAAAUUCCAAGCCGCCCUCGUCGCGGACGGGAGGGACCCCAACGGCGGGUGGUUCAACGAGAUCAAGAAUCUGAUCUCAAUCGCAGCCAAUGGGCGUCGCUACAACCGGGCGAUACACCUGACCCAGGAAUUCAGAGACUGGCUAGACGAAAACCCAACGCUCAGGUCCGUGAACGUGCAAAUGACCGGUUUGAUCCAUCGUGCGCCAGACUUUGACUACAGGAAGGUGGAUCUUCAUGCGACAUAUGAUGCAAACCGGGCCGUGGUAGGGAUAGAGGAGUGGGAAACCCCGAUCAAGAUCUUUGCUGUAAUUCAGAACUCAAAGGGCAGUGCUCUAGGCCAUGUGAAUUGUAUCCGCUUACUUGAGAAGCUUGAGAAGAGACUGAACGCUGGAUGCAAGUAAACAGCUUGCCUACCCCGAAACGAGAGGUGGUUAUUCAUUCACAAAUGGGCGUCUCCUCACCCCAGCAAAAAAGUUAUAUUCAGC